Funneliformis geosporum is the source of this 435-nucleotide messenger RNA. The record is from the annotation of a GenBank genome assembly. Lineage: Eukaryota; Fungi; Glomeromycota; Glomeromycetes; Glomerales; Glomeraceae.
AUGAAAACGAAUUAUUUCUCAGAUUCUUCAGUUUGGAACCUUUUAAACUUUCUAAAAUUCCGUCAUAAAGAAGAAAAUUGGACAGCGAGUAAACAGAAGGAACACAAUUGUUAUGUUAUGACCUUGGGUAUGAUAGCAGGCACUGGAUUAAGCGAAAUGCGACCUAUGGAUGAGGCAAAUACUAAAGAAGUAAAUGACUUCUGGCAAGACGUUGAAAAAGAGAGAAAUAUCAAGGAAUACGAAACUAUUAUCGAAAAUUUGGAUAUGGCAUUCACCGUGGAACGUACAUUAGAACAUAAUGAUUACGUUAGAGAAGUGGGAGAACGGCGCAGGCAGGUCAUGAAGCGCACUUCCGAAAAUUGUGAAGAUAUGACAUCAGAAAAAAAUACGAACCAAAAAAAGCGUGCUAACUAUACUACGGCCAAAAGCAAGAAG